AUGAUGCUGCUGCAGAUACGCGAGUGUGUCUUCUCCGCUACUGAGAGCGGCCAAGAGUUUGCUGCCUUGCAUGGGCGAGUGCAGUGGUUUUUGCAUUGGUUUAUUGAGUCUGCUUCGUCUAUACACCCCGACCCCCAAUGGGCUGUGUUGCUGCCGUUUGUGCUGCGCGUGGAGAAGCAGCAGCAGCAGCAGCAGCAGCAGCAGCAGCAGCAGCAGAAGCAGAAGCAGCAGCAGAAGCAACAGCAAAAGCAGCAGCAGCAGCAGCAGCAGCAGCAAGAGCAGGAACAACUAACAGAACUCAGCCUUCUCCCUGCUGCUAGGAAGCAGAUUGAAGCAAUGCGGGGCCAGGGGGGGGCGGGGGGUUGCCUUGUGGGGGCAGCAGCAACAGAAGGAGACAGCAGAGGAGACAGCACGUUCACAGCUCUGCCUGUGUUUGCUGCUUAUCCUGCUGCUUCUGCUGCUGUUGCAGCAGACAAUGAAGCAGCAGCAGCAGCAGCAGCAACAGCAACACCACCAGCAGAAGCAGCAGCAACCACUCAGCAGCAACAGCGGACACUCAACACAAAGAAAGGAACAAACGCAUGCAGAGCUGCGAAGAGAGAGAAGGGAUCUCCUGCUGCUGCUGCUGCUGCUGCAGCAUCAACAGAAGAAGACGAAGCAGCAGCAGCAGCAGCAGCAGCAGCAGCAGAUAAGGAGGCUGCAGAGGCAGCAUCCGUGAAGCCCGCUUCGAAAGCAGCAGCAGCAGCAGCAGCAGCAGCAGCAGCAGCAGCAGUAGAGAAGCAAGAGGACCAGGAGGAAGCGCAGCCGACGGAUGAGCUGCAGCUGCAGCAGCAGCAACAGCAGCAGCAGCAGCAGCAGCAGCAAGGCAGCAGAUGGGAGCUAGCUGGCAUCGGCAUGCGAACACUGGAGUUUGUCUACCAAGACAUUAUACUCGACCCAAAGGUCAUUGAGUUUACUGUGGAGGACCCGGCGACGUCUUUCUCUCAGCUGCGGGAUGUGGCGAGCCUGAAGCUUUGCAUUGACCUGGGGAUCGUCUCCCCCGCUAUGCUGUACCCCCCCACAAAAAAGCAAGAGCAGCAGCAGCAGCAGCAGCAGCAGCAGGAGCAGCAGCAGCAAGAGCAGCAGCAGGUGCUGCGGUGCAGCAGCAAAGGGACACAACACUCCGCUCCACCAGGAGAGCCUUGCCCUGAAUGCUUCAGGCGGGUGCUGAAGGAGACAAAAGCACAGGCAAUCAGGCUAACAGAGAUUCUCGCUCUUGCUGCUGCGCUGCCUGAGCCCCCACCGGAGCUACCGGAGGAGUCUCCUCCCAGCAUCAGCCGCAGAGACUGGAGACACCCCGAGGGGGGUGUUGCUGCAGCAGAGUCUCCGCAGCAGCAGCAGCAGCAGCAGCAGCAGCAACAGCAGCAGCAGCAGCAGCAGCAGCAUGCGGUACCUGCAGGGCAAGGUUCUGCCGGGGCUGCUCGACGCCCGUGCGCAGGCGGGACAAUACUGAAGCUGCGGCACCUCUUUGGGCGGAGACCGGCAGCAGCUGAGGAGACAGCAGCAGCAGCAGCAGCAGCAGAGGAAGCAGCAGCAGCAGCAGGGGAGACAGCAACAGGAGAAACAGGUGCAGCAGAGGCUGCUGCAGCCCCCGAGACAGCAGCAGCAGCAACACCAGCAACAGCAGCAGCAACAGCAGCAGCAGCAGCAGCAGCAGGUGGACGGGUAAAGAAACAAAGAACUGCUGCAUGCGGGGGCUAG
Eimeria mitis is the source of this 1740-nucleotide messenger RNA. RefSeq lists its product as uncharacterized. The transcript is spliced from 7 exons. Gene Ontology annotation, cellular component: nucleus. Bases 1 to 1740 code for a protein of 579 amino acids. Gene Ontology annotation, molecular function: histone H4 acetyltransferase activity. NCBI's taxonomy places the organism in Eukaryota, Apicomplexa, Conoidasida, Eucoccidiorida, Eimeriidae. Gene Ontology annotation, biological process: subtelomeric heterochromatin formation. The record is from RefSeq and is a predicted model, not a curated record.